GAUUGUCAAAAGGGAUCUAAUUAAGGCGGUUAAGUGACUUGAUCUUCCUAAAUCAUGGAUUUCCUAACGGUUUAUAAAAUUCUAAGCAGAGGCGUGGUGUGCGUGAGUGAGCCACCCGUUCCCAGGCUUAUAAUUGCCCUCCCGACCACUUCCGCUCCAGAACGUAACAGAUUUAAAACGCAAGCAUUAGCUCUUGGAUUUAGCACGAUUGAGCUGUUUCUAUUUAAGCAGAAAGUUCACAGCAGUGCAAUCUUUGUCCCUGGUGGUUGACAUUUCACUUGACAUUACCUAUCCCAGCGCCGUGCACACAGUUUGAGGAGUGUAUGAUUCAGUUAAAUUUCCAGGGAACAUGGCACAAGCUGAUAAUCCCACCGAUGUAGUUGUUGUUCUUGGUUGUCGCACGAAUGAAGAUGGAUCCCCAACUGAAAUGAUGAAAUCCAGAGUCAAACGGGCUGCUGAGCUGUACACAUCAUUAAAACAACAGAACAUUGAUUGUCGUGUCAUUGUAACUGGAUAUCAGGCACCAGAUCAGCAGGUUGUGACAGAAGCCAGUGCUAUGGAGAAAUAUGCAGUUGAUAACAACCUUAUUGACCCAGAACACAUCAUCAAGGAGGAAAAAGCAAGCAGCACUGCAGAAAAUGCCUAUUACAGUCGCAUCAUUAUAGAUGAAUUUGAGGCCAGUAAUGUCCAUGUUGUCACAACAGAGCUGCAUAUGGAGAGGGCAAAGAAAUUUUUUGAGAAGCUUUACUCACCUGAUGUUUACAAUGUGAAGUUUUAUGAAUGCACCCACGAUAUGGAUGAUGAGGAAAGGAAGUACAGAGAAGACAGAGAAGAAAAGUAUUUUCCACUUAUAGAUGAGCACAUCAAAAUAAUCAUGCCAAAAAUCACAUUACCUGAUGGCAAGAUGGUGGAAAUUUUGCAGUCAACACUGGUCCCAACAACCCUGUUUAAUCAUGGUUUCACAACACGGCAUGGAGGAGUCUCAACAUACAAAACAUUGUCGUCACUUAACUUGAAAUACAGUGACAAGCGACGAGAUCCGGAGAUCAAUGUGCAGGAAAAUCGCCGCAGAUUAGCUCUCACUGCUCGAUUUGAGGCAGAAAAAUUUCAAAUGGCCAGGUGUGUCCACGGAGCUGAUGUGUGGGUGGUGGGUGAUCCACAACCAGACAGUUAUGAUGCCUUAGUUACUGAUAAACGACAGGUGACCAUAGCAGCACCAGGUGCGGACUGCGCAACAGUCUUGUUCUGUGAUCCAGUGAAAAAGGUUUGUGGUGCUGCUCAUUCGGGUUGGCGUGGGACACUGGACAUGAUUGAUGCUGCUGUCAUUGAUGUGAUGCUAACAAGAUUUGAGUGUAAAGUAAAAAAUAUUGUAGUUACCAUUGGACCGUCAAUUGGCCCAUGCUGUUUUGAGGUUGGUGAAGAUGUGGCUGAAAAGUUUACUACAGCUUUUGGUGACAGUGUUGUGGUGCAGAGAGAAGGGAAGCCCCGCCCAUUUAUAGAUCUACGCCUUUCAAUCAGGCUGCAACUUGAGAAGAAAGGGGUGAUUCCAAAGAGCAUCGAUGAUGGAACAAGUGAGAUGGAUGAAACAUCAAAAUCUCGACACCCAACCCAAUGUACCAAGUGUGACCCACAGCAAAGGUUCUUCUCAUAUCGACGGGAUGGAGAACAGUAUGGGACACAAGUGGGGUUCAUCAGUGUCAGAGAAAUAGAUGAUUCUAACUGUCACAUACUUUAAUCUAGCUCAGUUUGUAUCAACAAUGGGAGUGUUCCCAGAAUUACAAUUAUACAGAUUAGACAUUGCACAUUGGCUGAAUCCAAGUAAAACAUGGAAAACCAUGUUUUGUAUCUGUGUAUUUGUGAGCAGAAAUGUGUUAAACUUGUAAAGUUUAAAGAUUCAAAUGGCUGGUGCAAAACACUAUGCCUUCUUCCAAACACUUCAGAAAUGUAAAUGCUAGCCCAUCAGUCACAUUUUCAGAUUUUCUCUUCUAUUGUCAGUGUGCUAAUCUCAUCAACAGCUAUGCAGUUCACAAUACACAAUUCCUUGUGUAUUAGAAGACAAACCUUCAAAUACCAAUACUGUAAAACCUCGAAUUAGCGCCCCCUCCCCCCUUGAAUAAAUGCCCCCUUCGAAUAAGUGCCCCUCCUAUC
Orbicella faveolata is the source of this 2148-nucleotide messenger RNA. Its product is annotated as purine nucleoside phosphorylase LACC1-like. Lineage: Eukaryota; Metazoa; Cnidaria; Anthozoa; Scleractinia; Merulinidae. The record is from RefSeq and is a predicted model, not a curated record. Gene Ontology annotation, molecular function: copper ion binding.